This is a messenger RNA of Aureobasidium melanogenum CBS 110374, 978 nucleotides long. RefSeq lists its product as uncharacterized. The annotation marks the transcript as partial. The transcript is spliced from 2 exons. NCBI's taxonomy places the organism in Eukaryota, Fungi, Ascomycota, Dothideomycetes, Dothideales, Saccotheciaceae. The record is from RefSeq and is a predicted model, not a curated record.
GCAUGCCCUACUACUCCUGAGGAGGGCACCUACUGUGGAUUCAUCAACCCUGAGGACCCUUGCGCUCCUCAGCCAGACGGAUACGGCCCCAAGGUUACUCCUGACACUGCUUCUGCCUUCCUUGCCUACGCUCCCUUCCACAGCAUGGCCUCUGCUGCCCCUACUGUUGUCCCUAGCAACAACACCGCCAUUGGAGCAGGCAACGCCUACCAGCAGACUUUCCUUGACCUGAACGCUUCUUCCAGCGCCAACUCUUACCUUGGUCUCUACACCUUGACCUCUUACAGCGUUGCCGACUGCGCUGCCCACUGCGACAGCACUUCUCUCUGCACUGCUUUCAACAUCUACAUCGAGCGUGAUCCUAGCCAGAACCCCUCCAAGAACGACUCGACUGCUCCCACUGUCUGGGGUUACUGGUGCCCUAACCCCUCGUCCAUCACCAACUUCAAGUGCACUCUCUGGGGUUCCAACCUUGAUGCUUCUACUGCUACCAACCAGGGCGAGUGGCGCGAGGACUUCCAGGUUGUUGUGACCGCCUCCAACGGAUAUGAUGCCACCAACACCACUCUUCCUCCCAACGUUUCUUCCAGCACUUCUUCCAGUACUUCUUCCGUUGCUCCUUCCGCCACUGCCUCUUCUGGCCCUACCUGGAGCGGCCCCAAGACCUGCGGUGGCAAGGCCAUCAACGCUCCAAACUACUGGAUGGGCUCCAAGUUCUACCCUGGUCCCUUCAACCCUCAGGUCUGCGCCGACUACGCCGCUUACCAGCACCUGCUCAACAAGCAGGCCGCUAUCGCCGCUGGCCUGUCCUACUUCACUCCCUGCAACAGCUUCAACGCCUACUACCUGCACAAGAACGGUAUCCCCCACGGUACCUACUGUGCUCUGUACGAUGCUAGCAUCAGCACCAGCUACGCUACCUACACCGGUGGCUGGUCUGGCAACGACAAGUACGACUGCAGACAGUCUUACCAGUAC